AUGCUGGGCGUCCUCCUUGUCUUUCCUCUUGCGCUGGCCGCAUUCGCUGUCCCGACCAACAGGACGAUCGAUGAUGAAUGGGGCGAUCUAGUCACCGGAGAGAAACCAGUGUACUCGAACGCAUGGAACUACGGACCGACUUGCGGUCAAUGCGAUCUCCACCCAAGUGUAGGCGAAGCGUUCCAAAGUACAUGGCACGACACGACCUCGAAUACCUUGGCAGAGCCCUCUGUCACAUUGAACUUCACCGGAACUGCUAUCUGGGUAUAUUGCAUCCGCAGCAACUACGAUGCCGUCGGAGACAUAACGUUCACCAAUGCUACGUUCGAACUAGAUGGCAUCCUGGUCGACACCUACUACUACGCUCCUAAAACAUGGGUCGACCAAUUCGAGUACAACGUUACUGUCUUCAAUAGGACAGAGCUCAGUAAUGAGAAGCACACGCUGGUUGUGACCGCAGCGCAAAAUUCCAGUGGGCUAGCAUCUGUUCUGCUGUUCGACUGGGCUAUGUAUACCACUGACGACGAUGACACGACUCCGACAACUCAGAUCGACAACUCGCCAACAACCGCAUUGGCCUCGGCCUUGAGCAGUGCAAGUAGCGACUCGGUGGUCAAUACAGCUCACCACGGCCCACCCGUUGGCGCGAUCGCCGGCGGUGUAGUAGGUGGUGUCGCCUUCCUCGCACUGUGUCUCUUCCUCGUGAUUUGCUUCCAAAGGCAGCGAGCGCCGCCGUUCGUGAAAGGCUGGAACAGCCGGGACAUCGAGCCAUUCGACACAACUCCGAAUCCUCCGGGCAUGGUCGUUUCCUUGUCUGAUCCGGCCGCACGAGGAUCGAAGGAUGCCGUUGUCCUCAGCGUCCCGGUCCCUGUCACUCUAGCUGACAGAGGAAGACUCGACGAGAAACGUCGACGGAUUACACCGAGGCCCUUACCAGAUCAUGAGCGCAUGGAGCGCGAGGCCGACGAACUCCGGCAGCAGGUCGCGAGCUUGCGCGCCGAACGGGCGGCGGCCGGUAGUGCUGCUCCAGCGCCGGGCCGUAUAGAUGCGACGGAGAGCACUGCCGUCCGUGUACCUGCAAACUCGCGAUUGACGCACGCAGAGAUUACGCGGGGGCUGAGGAGAGAGAUGGCGGCGUUGCGUCAGGAGAUGAGGCGGUUGACGGCGGAGACGGAGGGUGUCGUCAGACUGAACUGUGAACCGCCUCCUGCGUACAUGUGA
Fomitopsis serialis is the source of this 1221-nucleotide messenger RNA. RefSeq lists its product as uncharacterized. Bases 1 to 1221 code for a protein of 406 amino acids. The transcript has 5 exons. Lineage: Eukaryota; Fungi; Basidiomycota; Agaricomycetes; Polyporales; Fomitopsidaceae. The record is from RefSeq and is a predicted model, not a curated record.